CUACGCGCGAGAUCCAUGUCGUCUCGACGACCAGUGGAAGCCACACACGUUACCUGCCGCUCCUUCCUAUUAGAUUCCGCUCGUCCACGCGUGUCCCGCGCGAACACGUAAUGCCGCGCAAGAGUGUCGAGGGGACCAAGUGAAAACGGCCGGAAGUGGUCCAGCGCAGAGGUGGAGAACGACGCGAUGGCCGGAGGGACGUCGCGCGCGGAGAUGCCUCGGUGGACUGUGCCCAUCGAGUGUCCGGUGAUUUAACGUCCUCGACAAGGAAGCCACCCCCUCAAGGUUCCGUACCAUCGGAUAUCCAGCAAGCUGGCCGCGACCUUAUCGCCGAGGACAGUCGCGCGCUAUUGUUCGAUUACGUGGACUACAGUCCAGAACGAUCGAGUCGAAUUGGCGUGGACACAGUGAUCUCACGCGAUCGGGAGCAAUCCGGAUAUACACGCGGGGCCGUUCGAGGGACCGCUCGUGGGUGGUGUUGACGUUUACGGGAUUCCUGAUGAGACUCGGAGUGCCGAUUGACUUUGACCGUAUCAUCGAUGUACCAACGCCGCGAAGCGAUCCACGACCGUCGGUCGUCACGCCGUGAGGUGACAGUCGUCGCGUGCCGAUCGGGAAACCUGGCAUCGACGCGUGCACGGAGGAUGGAAGUAAGAACUCGCGUUCGUGCGUCCGCGUGGAGCACUGAGGGUUGAAGUUCUGGAGUUCCGGUGGCCUACUUCGGCUCUGUCCUCCGGACGGAGGGCGCGCGAGGAUGUCCGAGAGAUGACUGGGUACUGAGGCGGAGAGGGCGCAGUGGCUUUGAAGGGGUUGCUGCCGCCUCGGUUUGGUGGAAUGGAGAUGAACGGCACCGAAAGCAGCCUGAAUGGCACCGAGGUCAAUCGCACUUCCUCGCCGAUCUUCACCAUCGGCACAGACUUCAUCACGCAGUGGAAGCUGAAGAGACAACGGGAGCGCCUGUGUCGAUUCGUGUAUAACCAGAUUUUGACAGCAGAAUGUACCCAGCUAAAUGGAACAUGGCCUGACCCGGAUGACCCGCGCUGGAACAGCGGUGAAUACGCGGAACUUCUACCCGACUGGUUCCCGACAAACGCGACGAAUACCUCGACUUUCGGGAACGCAACGACCACGCCGACGUCGGAUGAAUCUGUGGUGCCCGUUUUACCACCAUUUACGCUCUGGCAGACCGUACUGAUUGCUAUCUGCCUGGCGAUAUGUAUACUGCUAACUAUCGGCGGUAACAUCCUCGUUCUUCUGGCAUUCAUCGUAGAUAGAGCCAUCAGGCAACCGAGCAACUAUUUCAUCGCAUCAUUAGCUUGCACUGAUAUGCUUAUCGGCACCGUGUCGAUGCCGUUCUACACAGUCUACGUGUUAAUGGGAUAUUGGAAUCUGGGACCUCUCCUCUGCGAUCUAUGGCUGUCAGUGGACUAUACGGUAUGCCUUGUGUCCCAGUACACUGUUCUCCUGAUCACGAUCGACCGCUUCUGCUCGGUGAAGAUAGCCGCGCAGUAUCGCAGCUGGCGGACGAAGCAGCGCGUAAUUUGGAUGGUGACCAUCACUUGGAUCAUACCGGCGUUACUGUUUUUCAUCAGCAUCUUCGGCUGGGAGCACUUCAUCGGUUACAGAGAUCUAAAUCCGGGCCAGUGCGCCGUACAAUUCCUCAAGGAUCCGGUGUUCAAUACCGCGCUGAUAAUAGGAUACUAUUGGACAACGCUGAUCGUUCUGUUUAUCCUCUACGGCGGUAUAUACAAAACCGCAUAUGACAUGCAGAAAAAGAGCGAGGCCAAGCAGCGCAAGAUGCAGUCGAUGGUCGCGCUGAGCGCCGGCGCGAUGUCCGGUAUGGCCGGUCGCGCCGCCGGUAUAGGUAUUUCUAAAACACAGAGCACCUUGUUGAGUCAGGAUAAACCGAAGAUCGGAGCCACGUCGCUGGAUGACAGUGUCGCUGGCGCGGAUGCGGCCACCGCGCAGAAAACGGCCACGAAGAUGAUUGAUGGCGCGACGGCGCCGGAUACCACGAGCAAGAAUGUCUCCGCGACUAUCACGGUGAUGGAAACUGAAAAGUCCGAGCGCUCCAGCAGUCCCGCUUUCGAUUCCGACGAGGAGAGCACAACCGGCACCACGCAGCAGGCCAACACCAUCAGGAAGCGAUCCUCGCUGGCAGGUCUGGUAGCCCAGUCCGGCGCUCUUCAAGUUUUCGCCACUAACGGACGCCUGAAUGGCAUCGUGCCGAUCAAGGUCGAGUUGAGCGUGCCAACAGCGAGGAAACUAUUGCCGGUGAGUCCUACGCGCGACACGCCGGCGCAGAAAGCUCAAACACUGCCGAAGAUACAGGAGCUCAGUCUUCUGGACACCGACAAUCCCGCCGAGCCUGACAAGUCCAGUAGCCGGACGCUGACGCCGGAGCAGUCGUUAAAAUCGAACGACGCCGACGGCAAUCAGCAAUCGAUCGUCUCGAUUGAGGUGACGCCGCCCGCUCAACUUAAGCGAACGUCGAUCAGUAAUAGUCAACAGAACAUCAUACCGCCGCCCAUGCAGUUCCAAAGUAGCCCGCCGGUGUCGGACAGUCCGACCACGUCCUCGUCGACCGACAGACCUAGAUCAUUGAUCGUACGCUCCCAUGGCCACGGCACUUACGACAUUCUCACUGGUCUCGAUGGCGGUGAUUUACGGUACAUGGACGAGAGCUCCAUCAUCUUGCCCAGCCCUUCUUACGAGAGUCCACCGUCUUCCUUUUCGUGUAGUCUGGCGAAUCCGCUGUCGACGGCACCCCCGUCGCCUAUUCUCGGUAACACCGUGGCAGCCGGCUCGAAUACCAGCCUGCUGCAAGCCGCUCUCAUCAGAGCGACGGCGCAGCAGGCUGGCACCAGCCAGCUGGCCCAAAUCGCGCAGAGCAAACAGCACCUUCAGCCUGCGAUGUCUAACGCAUCGAGUCAAACGCACCCGCCGCGCGUGUUCAUCACUCAUCAGACGAACGUCGCGUCACAGACGUCGCCUACUGUCAGCAAGGUGCAUACGGAGGUCACCGUAAAUGCCGCUAGAACCAAGCGUCAACCGGUAACGACGGUAGUCACAACGACGGUUAUGCCGAUAGAAUCGUCUAACAGCACGACGGAUCGAUACUCGGAUCAACCCACCAAGACGAGCAGUAACCUGCCGCAGAACUCGUCGUCCAGCAGCAUAAUAAUGCCGACGACCUCGGCCGCGACGAAUAACCAGGAGGCGAAGAGCCAGUCGAAGAAGAAGAAAGAAACGUCGGACGCCGAGCAAAGCGGCUCCAGGCGCGACUUCGUCAAGUCUAUCGGGAAACGAUUGAAGGCCAAAACGCAGAAGAAGGACCACACGGUAGGCCGGCAAAAGUCGCGAACGGAGAACAGAGCGCGCAAGGCUUUUCGCACGAUAUCCUUCAUCCUGGGGGCGUUCGUCGCUUGCUGGACACCUUAUCACGUAUUAGCACUAGUAGAGGGGUUCUGCGCGAAUCCACCGUGCACGAACGAGCACCUCUUCAUGUUCUCAUACUUCUUAUGCUAUGCCAACAGUCCCAUGAAUCCUUUCUGCUACGCUCUGGCGAAUCAGCAGUUCAAGAAGACCUUCACCAGGAUACUGAGGGGUGAUUUGCACAUGACGUAAAACACUGCGGAUCGUCUCACGGAAUACUCGUUUUGAUAAUGUAGCUAACAUAAGCGAUACGGACUGUUUUUCUUUCUUCUGUUUUUGCGGAGAAGAUGGCCUUCCAUAUUUAAUACCGAAUUACACUCACUUAUCGUAACUGUGGUGAACUCGGACAAUAAAUAAAAUGAGAAAAAUAUUUUAAGACUCGCCGGCGAAGUCAGGUGUUACGCGCCUUUUGUACAUAAUACGCACUCAAAAACCGAUCGAAAGUCAUUAUGCUCGUAUGUACAUACGCUGUACACAUGUGUGAAUAUUUGUUAACGUUUAUGUGACCAGGACGCGCGCGCAUAACAGAUGUAUUGUACAUGUAGUCCUAGACAAUUAUAUGUGUACCACAAUAAAUAAACGCUAUGCUGAACCGGAGAUGCAUUCCUAACAACUGGUCCGUACCGUAGAGAGAGCUUGUGAGAUGUAACGCUGCGCGGAAAACGCGUGCAUUAUAGUUAAGUAGUAAUUACAUAAUUUAAUAGUAAGCAUUUAACGUAAGCCAAACGAAGAAAUAUCGUUCAUCACGAAAGACGAAAAGUGAAAAUCUUAAGUAAUAUAAGGCAUUCGCAUCCAGCUGUAUCAUGAAACGUCAGUCGCUUUGUAAAUAAAUGACCGGCUGUAUUACAAAACGCCAGUCACUUCGAAUAAAGGACCGUCUCCUCUCUUGUACGCAGUAAUCGCGGAGCGUUUCCGCGUUGCAUUAUUAAUUCCCGGCGUAUAUUUCAAGUGUUUCACCGGUUAUUUAAAUGUGCACCGUCUCUCUUUUUCUUUUUACAAACAACGAAUCAGCUUGAGGUAGCUCGCCUUUAUUACAAGUACCGGACAAUUAACGAUUUUCUUACGGCUUUCGAUUAUGAAUCGGAAUGUACACUGCCUCGAGAUGGCCUAAUAAGCAGGCCUUUUCUCUUCGAAUUUUAUGACACAUGGUACUCUCCUCACAAACGAGCUUCCAUCGAUGUCUGAUUGAUGUUUCAUGGCGUUAUGCUCGCAGAGAAUAUUUUGUCUUAAUAAAUAUUUCAAAUGUAUUAUUUAAUUAUCAAUUAUCAAUUAUUAGCUAAUUGUUUCAAGUUAAUUACUUAAUUGUUUUCGUUUGAAUACUCAUUUCUUACUUUAUUAUAAACCUUAGUAUUCUUAUUGUUAAUAUUAACCAUAUUAUAUUACAGUGAUAUUUAGUGAAAAAUGUUUCAACCAAAAGGUGUAAGGCUUGAAAAUAUCUAUUUACUAGUUUUAUCAGUGUGACCUUGGGUGGCGUCGUCUAAGGUCAAGGUCAACGUUUUUUUUAGAGGAGACGCCUAUUUUUUAUUAUACCAUCUUUUUCUACCAGUUAAUUAGAACAGCUUUCGUCUGAGACACUUUUUGUCUAAUAUUUUCUCAGAUAUUCAAACAAGAAAACUCGAUAACUUUUUCAAUAUUUAGCUUACGAUAUCUCGAUAACUGUAGUAAAAAGUGGUACAGCACUUUUUUUACUUGAUUCGGUCUCAAGAGUAUGCUGUAGUGUCUAUAAUUUUCAUGAACACUUGUGUAUAAACGAAAACUCCAAAAAGAUUUUUUAAGAUUAUUAUAUUAAAAUUCUCACUGUAUUUUCGUAGCAGAUUCUUGAGACCAAAUCAAGUAAAAAAGUACAGCAUCACUUUUUCUCCCAAUAAUCAGUUCUUGAGAUAUCGUUAGCUAAAUAUUGAAAAAGUUACUACAUUUUCCUUGAAUAUCUACAAAAAUAUUAGACAAAAAAUGCCUC
This is a messenger RNA of Vollenhovia emeryi, 5392 nucleotides long. RefSeq names its product probable muscarinic acetylcholine receptor gar-2 (gene mAChR-B). Gene Ontology annotation, cellular component: membrane; synapse; dendrite. NCBI's taxonomy places the organism in Eukaryota, Metazoa, Arthropoda, Insecta, Hymenoptera, Formicidae. The transcript is spliced from 5 exons. The record is from RefSeq and is a predicted model, not a curated record. Gene Ontology annotation, molecular function: G protein-coupled acetylcholine receptor activity; G protein-coupled serotonin receptor activity. Bases 835 to 3627 code for a protein of 930 amino acids. Gene Ontology annotation, biological process: G protein-coupled receptor signaling pathway, coupled to cyclic nucleotide second messenger; adenylate cyclase-inhibiting G protein-coupled acetylcholine receptor signaling pathway; chemical synaptic transmission.